Molecule: messenger RNA, 1295 nt
Organism: Cuscuta campestris
Lineage: Eukaryota; Viridiplantae; Streptophyta; Magnoliopsida; Solanales; Convolvulaceae
Source: the annotation of a GenBank genome assembly
AGGGGGUUUGUGACCGGUCUUCCCCCCAGCCAUAAGAGAUGGAAACAAAGAUUCGUUUUUAUUGAGUUUCCCUCUGACCAAUUUCCUUUCACUAACCCCGAGUGGGCUGACCGGGUAAUAAAACCUGAAAGGGUUCACCCGGAGCCUACCCCUGAGCUUGAAGAUGCCUGCGAGAAACUUCUCAAGGGUGAUCCUGUGACCGGUAAGCCAUACGCCUACGGUGGAUGGGUAUACCGGUUACCUAACCCGGAUGGGAGUGAAUCUGCGACCCAUGACGCAGAAGAUGACCAGGCAAACUCCCCGGAUGGUCAUGCUGAGGCCAGUUCUCCUCGUCCAGACAUGAACUUCAACAGGAUGACCACCAUCAUUGAGGAUGACGACGAUGAUGUCCAAGUCCUCCACUCCAACCGGUCUCCUUUCUCCAAGCCUUCUUCUCCUCCUUACUUCCCUGAAAUGGAUGGGGCCACAAGUGCCCGGUGUAGCCCUAUCCAUGAACAGAGCCAAAAACCGAACUCUCCUCCAGCCACCCAUCUCUUUGAAAAUGACCGGGUUCCUCAUCCCAAGAAGGAUGUCAAGGCCAAAGGGAAGGGGAUCGAAGUUGGCCGGUCACUCCUGGAGUCCAAGGACCAGGUCUCCGAACUUACCCUCCUUCUUGCUUCUGCCAAGUUGGAGAUCAAUGACCGGGCCGAGAGGGAGAAGAGACUUGAAGAGGAGCUGAAGGAAGAGAGGGCCAAGCUAGACGAGGAAAGAGCCAAGCUGGCGGAGGAGAAGAGAAAGGUGGCUGAGCUAGAGGAAGCUUUGGGACAGGCUGAAGAAUCUGCCCGGGCAAAGGAGCAGUCUUUUCCUGAUGAUGCUGCAACUUGGGCCGCUCGCCAUCACACUGAAGUUGCCCGGUCCGUUCUCACCAAGCCGGAGGAUACCAUGGAUUUUUUCAAGACCAUGUACAAAGAACCGGAGGGCAUGAGGAUGAUAACUGAGAUCGGGUCAUACGGCUUCCAGUGUGGCCAGAAGGAUGAGAGGUCCCUUCUCUAUGCCAGGCUCCAGAAGAGGGACCCUUCGUUUGACCCGGUCAAGAUGAAGCUUCCUCCUUUGUACAAGGAAGAGCCAGCCCCCCUUUUCCCUUGCAGUAGAUCUUGUGGCCUGACUAGUCUUCUGGACCGGCUUGUGUCUAGGUUGAACUGCAACAAACGUCAAGGUCAGUUUCUUCCUCGCCUGUUUUCUGACCCAGUCAACUUCCAGGUUCUAAUGGCUUGGUUGCAAUAUGUAACCAGCAUGACGUCAAAUUUCCUGUCCAG